AUGGACACCGACAGGUACAGCAAGCUUGGCAGUGGGUCCCAGGCGUUCCACGGAGGGCACCGCGGAGGCUGGGAGCACUGCAGGCAGAGACCCCUUCUCCUGGCCCUGGCUGUCCUGGUCACCACAGUCCUGUGGGCUCUCAUUCUGAGCAUCCUGUUGUCCAGAGCCUCCACGGAGCGCGGGGCGCUUCUCGGCAGCCAGGACCAGCUGAGGACAAACGUCUCCAAGCAGACGGCGGUGAUCGAUACCCUGGGGGAGGACAUCAGGGCCUGCAAUAGCUGCUGCUUGGGGACGCGGGCACAGCUGCAGACAACGCACGCUGAUAUUUUGGAGACGGAAGCCAAGUUGAUCGAGCAGGAGAGCGCCCUGAAAGAGCUUCGUGAGCGCAUGACCCAGGGCUUGGCAGAAGCGGGCAGGGACCGCGAAAACAUCCGCAAUGAGCUGUUCCGGGUGCUGGAGGCCAUCAGGUUCCAGAACAGCUCCUGCAAGCAGUGCCCCGCCUCGUGGCUGCCCUUCGAGGGCUCGUGCUACUUUUUCUCAGUGACGCAGACCACUUGGGGGGAGGCGCAGCGCCAAUGCGCGGGCUCCGGCGCUCACCUGGUGAUCGUUGGGGGCCUGGAUGAACAGGGCUUUCUGACUCGGAAUACACGUGGCCGAGGUUACUGGCUGGGCCUGAGGGCCGUGCGCCACCUGCGCAAAAUUCAGGGAUACCAGUGGGUGGACGGAGUCCCACUCAGCUUCAGCCACUGGAACCAGGGAGAGCCCAAUGACGCUAUGGGGCGCGAGGACUGUGUCAUGAUGCUGAGCUCAGGGCUGUGGAACGAUGCGCCCUGCGACAGCGAAAGGGAUGGCUGGAUCUGUGAGAAGAGGCUCAGCUGCUGA
Molecule: messenger RNA, 882 nt
Organism: Cynocephalus volans (Philippine flying lemur)
Lineage: Eukaryota; Metazoa; Chordata; Mammalia; Dermoptera; Cynocephalidae
Product: C-type lectin domain family 4 member G-like
Exons: 9
Coding region: 1-882 (293 amino acids)
Molecular function (GO): signaling receptor activity
Source: RefSeq, a predicted model, not a curated record